This is a messenger RNA of Acanthosepion pharaonis, 705 nucleotides long. The record is from the annotation of a GenBank genome assembly. NCBI's taxonomy places the organism in Eukaryota, Metazoa, Mollusca, Cephalopoda, Sepiida, Sepiidae.
AUGCCAGAUACCAUUCCUGAUGGGACUCAUCCGAGUUCUUUGACGAUGUUUCUGAUUGAAAACACCGUUUCCUUCGCGUUUUCCUUCGCGUUCUCUGAACUGCGGUCCCUGAUCUGCGAUCUCUCUCGCUCUCUCUCUCUCUCUCUCUCUCUCUCUCUCUCUCUCUCUCUCUCUCUCUCUCUCUCUCUCUCUCUCUCUCUCUCUCUCUCUCUCUCUCUGCCGCGUCUGCCGCUUCUCUCGCGUUCCGACGCGUUCUCCGAUCCUAUCCAAUCUGAUCUCCGAUCUCAUCUGCUCAACUCAAGUGUGCAGGCCGAUUAUAUAGAGAAAGGCGGAGCUAAACAGUUUUUAGGCACCGCCCACGAAUGCAAAUCGCCUGGACCACCAUGUGUUUUCCGCCGGAUCUCCGAAGCUACGCGGGAACCCAUUAUGAUCACCUCGCUCGUCUUCUUAAACACGGUAUUUUCACUGUGCUCCCAGGCAUUAGCAGCCAAAAUCAGCAUCACCAGCGCCCAGGGCCUUCCCUCGUCCAUGUCUGAAAGAGACGGAGGGAACAGUCUAUCUUACAUAAUUAUCUGUUUAUUUUUUCCGUCAGACGGCUGCAUUGUGGAGAUCCCAAUUGCUCGAUCCGUCUUCUUCUCCGCUAUCACUAGGCUUAAUAUUCUCUUCCUCGGGGUGUCCGACCAGAGGUCGAGUUACCUCCCUUAG